AUGUCUGCUUCCUUGAGUUGUCAGAGUGUGAUAUCGGUGACAAACAUGUUGACAUUCGUUCAAUAAUUUGUUCAAUAACAGUUUGAGAUUAUUCUACUUUAAAGUGUUGUGAAAUAUUCUAACGAUGACCAGUUGUUUUGAUACGUGGGCGAGGCUUUGACAAAUAGCGUGUUUCUGGCUAGCCAAUUAUAUAGCAGCUAACGUUAGCCAAUGUUACUUGGCUGUUGCUCGCGUCUUUGUUUUCACACCUUUGCCCCACAGAACGCGCUUGCCAGAGUCGGCACUUCGAUAUACAAUAACUCUGCAACACGAGCACUUCAUGUCACUGCAGCAUGCUGCAAGAAUCGUGCAGCUCGUAUUCGGGUGGGGAAGGAAGACCGACCACUAACCUAUGAGCAAGCACUCCACCUCCACCACAUAGGACACCGCAAUUGGCUCUCCCAGCACACUAGUAACCUACAGGGAGGAGCAUCAGAUCGUACUGUGGAAGACGUGUUUGUAAGACGUUUCCUCUUCGGAACUUUCCAUAACUGCCUGGCCAAUGAGAUUAUGAUAAAGCCACGAGGCAACAUGCUGGUGAUGUGUACCCUGAUGCUACAGAAGUUCUACUUCCUGAUUGGCUACACGGAGACACUGCUCUCCCACCUCUACAAGUGUCCUGUUAAGAUGGAGGUACAGACCCUGGAAGAUAAGGCUGUCUACAAGUACCUCUGAGACAGGAAUUGCUAACAGAUUUGACUUUCAAUACUUUUUUUUUAACCUUUAUUUUACUAGGCAAGUCAGUUAAGAACAAAUUCUUAUUUUCGAUGACGGCCUAGGAACAGUGGGUUAACUGCCUGCUCAGGCAUACAGGACUAUUUUGGGGAAACUCACCACCGUACAGUUGUAAAAAAUAAAUUGUAUUUGAAUGAGUC
Oncorhynchus masou masou (cherry salmon) is the source of this 914-nucleotide messenger RNA. RefSeq names its product mitochondrial ribosomal protein S24 (gene mrps24). Gene Ontology annotation, cellular component: mitochondrion. The record is from RefSeq and is a predicted model, not a curated record. Gene Ontology annotation, biological process: translation. Lineage: Eukaryota; Metazoa; Chordata; Actinopteri; Salmoniformes; Salmonidae.